Molecule: messenger RNA, 828 nt
Organism: Saxophila tyrrhenica
Lineage: Eukaryota; Fungi; Ascomycota; Dothideomycetes; Mycosphaerellales; Extremaceae
Exons: 1
Coding region: 1-828 (275 amino acids)
Source: RefSeq, a predicted model, not a curated record
AUGGAUCAAUUCAUCCUCUUCGGCGACAGUAUCACGCAGCAAGCCUUCUCACAGGAUACGCCACCGCGACAUCGCGAGCCAAGUGGCUUCUUCGGUCCAGCCCUGGCAGAUGCGUACGCCCGCAAGCUAGACAUCAUCAAUCGCGGUCUCAGCGGCUACAACACGCGUCAAGCGCUCCAGGUCCUCCCCCAAGUCGUCCCAACGCUUCAGCAAGCACGAGUACGCUUCCUCACGAUCUUCUUCGGCGCCAACGACGCGAGGCUGCCCAACACGUACCCGGACCCACAGCAGCACGUUCCUCUGGAGGAGUUUCGCAGCAAUUUGAAGGCUAUCGUCAGUCACCCCUGCUUGUUGGAGCAUAAAGACAUUCGAAUCAUUCUCAUUACGCCUCCACCUGUUCAUGAGCGGACCGCGCUCAACGCAGACCGGAUCAGGGAGCCCAAUCGAGAGCCCGUCCUCCGGCGCACAGCAGCAGCAACCGCCACAUAUGCGCAAGCUGUUCGAGAACUGGGCGACGAGAUGAAUCUCCCAGUGCUAGAUCUGUGGUCUGCAAUGAUGGACCGCGCUGGCUAUCAUGACAACGGCGUGGACGACAGACUGGUGCCUGGAUCUGUAGCCAACGCUGAUGAUCAUGCCAACGCGGUCCUCGAGAGCUUUCUCCACGACGGGUUGCAUUUCACACGAGCAGCUUAUAGGGUGCUGUAUGAUGGGAUGAUGGAUCUUAUACAGGAGAACUGGCCGGAUCAGACGCCGGAUGCUUUACCAUUUGUGUUACCCAGGUGGGAUGAUCAAGAGGCGUGGAAAGAAGCGCGUGGUUCGGUCUUGUAG